CGUCGACGGGGACUGGCGCUGUGUCGAUCGCAGGCGUUGCGCUCCGUCCGGCGUCGUCAGCGUCGGCACGCGUCGCGCGUGUUCGCGCUCUUCUAAGGCAGUUGCGCCAAGUUUGCGGAGCGGAGCGGCUCGCGGACGGCUGCGCUCUCCGGAGGAGCACGCGCUCCGGCAAGGUGGACUGCGCUCGCCUUGCAUCGGUCGCCGUCAAUGUUCCUCCGUGCAUGUGACCAUCAGAGAGAGCCAUGGCCGAGCCUAAUUGCAGCAGCGAGCAGGCACAGCUCGGUGGUGACGUGCUCCUCGUAAAUCUGAGUGCGUUCGGCGAUGAGCUCACGGGAGGAGUCUGGAGCGGCAACGGCGACACCCAUUUCACGUGGUCCGAGUACGUCAAGAUUGGCGCGUACCUCGCGACUAUCGCGGUGGCCGCUGUGGGCAACACCUGCGUCAUCCUGACAGUGGCGCUGAACCGCAGCCUGCGUACCACCAUCAAUUGCUACCUGACCAACCUGGCCGUGGCAGACGCCAUCAUCAGCAUGUUCUGCAUGUGGGUCUACCUGGUGAAGAACCUGUCGGACUGGUACGUGCUUGGAGCCUUCAUGUGCCGCAUCGAGGGAUUCGCCCAGAUGACAGCAGUGACGUGCAGCGUCCUCACACUGUCUGCGAUCUCGUGCGACCGUUUCACGGCCAUCCUGUACCCGUUCCGCGCACGGAUCACCAAACAGCGCACGGGCGGAGUGCUGGCCGCUGUGUGGCUCCUGUCUGCCACCGUCGCCUCGCCUCUACUACUUUACACUACGCCCUACAACGUACAGUGGACCGACGUGGAGCUGACGUACUGCGGCGAGAGUUGGCCGCAACGCAUCGAGUGGGACCCCGUGGAGCAGGCGUGCGUGGCGCGGUCGCCUUUCAAGCAGCUCUAUUACACGGCCGUCACGGUGGCGCUGUUCUUCGUGCCCGUUCUCGUGAUGAGCUCGGCUUAUGCGCUCAUCUUGCACGCCCUCUGGAGGGACCGGCACCCGGGCGAGGCCAACGCCAACAAUGCGCUGCUCCACUCUCGGGCCAAGAGGAAGGUUGUGAAGCUGGUGUGCGUGGUGCUCCUUGUAUUUGUCCUCUGCUGGAUGCCCUUCCAAGUCAUCGUUCUGUUUUCUCAAUUUCGGGACAACGGGAUCCACAGCCAACCGUUACCUUCGUGGUUCUCGCCAGCAUCGUUUUGGUGCACGUACUUGGCGUACGCCAACAGUGCACUGAAUCCCAUCAUUUACGGCGGCAUGACGCCCACGUUCCGCCAGGGCCUGGCCAACGUGUUGCGCUGCGGACACCGACGCCGGGCCGACUAUCCAAAGCGAUGGUCGGUACGGUCCCGGCUUACGCUGACCACAGGACCGAACGCCGGCAGCGCCACUCGUCCUCUGCGGUUAUGCGCCAAGACCUCCUACUCGGGCACUUCGUCUACUACAAUGCUGCUCACCGCGCAGAGAGUGACACCACCCGUGGCACGGUGCCCCUGCCGUCCUGGCCGGGUUUGUGCCGCCACUGACGUCUAGUGGUUAGAAUCGGCACCCCGGCAAGCCGCCGCCGCUGCUCCUCAUUGGUUCCAUGCUCGCGGCGCUCGAACUGAAAGACGCGUGCACAGGGAAAAAAAAGAAUAAGCUGUGUAUCUCACAGCAAAAGAAAAGAAGGUGGAAAAUCAUCAUCCAUGAGCAUGCUUGGGGCUAUAGAAUGAACGAAAUAAAUCUACCACUUGGGAUGCGCACUUCUUGAAGCGUCUGAUGAUGGGACCUACGGCUGCAAUUCAUUCUGCUUCUGGUGCUUGCUUCACAGGGUGCACGUCUUUGAAAGAUGCCAUCAAAAUUAAUGAGCACGCAUAUUUGAACCCACAGCGCUCCGCGGUUAAUCUUACCACCCACCAUCCUCGCAAAAUGUUUCUCUUGGGAUCCAUUAGAAUCUUGUCAUCAGUU
This is a messenger RNA of Rhipicephalus microplus (southern cattle tick), 1955 nucleotides long. Its product is annotated as QRFP-like peptide receptor. Lineage: Eukaryota; Metazoa; Arthropoda; Arachnida; Ixodida; Ixodidae. Gene Ontology annotation, biological process: G protein-coupled receptor signaling pathway. Gene Ontology annotation, cellular component: plasma membrane. The record is from RefSeq and is a predicted model, not a curated record. Gene Ontology annotation, molecular function: G protein-coupled receptor activity.